Brachypodium distachyon (stiff brome) is the source of this 2863-nucleotide messenger RNA. Its product is annotated as interactor of constitutive active ROPs 2, chloroplastic. The record is from RefSeq and is a predicted model, not a curated record. The coding region runs from base 577 to 2514 and encodes 645 amino acids. Lineage: Eukaryota; Viridiplantae; Streptophyta; Magnoliopsida; Poales; Poaceae. The transcript has 4 exons.
CUCCUGCUCUACUACUAGUAGUUCUUGCCCAUCAAUGCAUUUCGGUUUCCUCCGCUCCACAAACAUGAGCAGGAUCUAGUCUACGCCCAUUGGGGAUUCAUAAUAAUGGCCUUACUCUGUAACUGUGCAAGUUACUGCAGCUUCUAACCUUUGAAUUUUUGACCCCUCCAUUUCUUUACUCCCUGCCAUGCCAUUGCCCCAUCCCAUGUAAGGCUGCCAUUAUUGUUCUCCACCCUGGAAGGGAUUGUCCAUUUUAGCCCUCAAUGUCCACUGUGCUGCUUGCAUGAAUCAGGGGCAGUUUGGUAUGCCUGCGAUGUUUUUAGGCUUGUUGUGGGAGUAGGUUUCUGCUGUCUGCUGGAUUCCUUCAACCUGAUGACUCCUUUUAGAUUGGGCCUUGAGUCCUUCCCUUGUGUGCAAUUUGGUGCACUAUGUUACCUCUGCCUGAGGCUACAGGGUGUGGGCACAUUUUUUAAUUCGGAUGUAAAGAGGAAACAAAUAUCGCCACUUCCUUUUUUUUUUCCAGCUUUCAUGAAAGAAGUUGAGUGAGUGCAGAAGGAUUUGGUGAGGAAUCUCAUCAUGCAGGCUUCAAAAACCAGGAAUGGCCCUUCAGAUGCUCUGCAGAGGACGUCUCCAGCAAGUAGGAAUGGCCCUUCAGAUGCUCUGCAGAGGACGUCUCCAGCAAGUAGGAAUGGCCCUUCAGAUGCUCCACAGAGGACGUCUCCAGCAACUCCUCGGUCGUCUCGUGUGGCGAAAACCGGAGGGAAUGAGACUGACUCUGCAGGGAUCACACCAACAAGAACACCUACUGAGAGGAGCCCAAAGGUCAUCGAGCGGCGUUCACCACGAAGCCCUAUUACUGAGAAGAAGCGCCCAAGUAGGCUAUCUGAGUUAGACUCUAAGGUUAACCAGCUCCAAGAUGAGCUGAAGAAGACCAAGGAACAGCUGAGCACAUCAGAGGCACGAAGGCGCCACGCACAGCAGGAGGCUGAUGAAGCAAAGAAGCAGCGGGAGGAUGCAUCCUCAAAGCUGGAGGAGUCGCAGCGCCAGCUUGUUGAGUUUUCAGCAGCAGAGGAAUCCCGUCUCCAGGAACUGCGCAAGAUCCAACAGGAGCAUGACCGUGCCUGGCAGUCUGAGCUCGAGGCCAUGCAGAAGCAGCAGUCAGUGGAUGCCGCUGCACUCAGCUCAGCCAUGUCUGAGAUCCAGAGGCUGAAGUUGCAGUUAGAGGCCACAGUGCAGUCUGAUUCAGCCCGUGCCAAGCAAUGUGAGGAUGCGGACUCUGAGCUUGAGGGGUUGAAGCAGGAGAUGGAGCUCCGGCUUGCUACGAUUGAAGGCCUGAAGGUCAAUGUUGUGGAGAGUGACAAGGCUGCAGCUGAUGCGAAUGCCACAGCAACCGAGACCAAGCUGCAGCUGGACACUGCAAAAGCCAACAUUUGCUCACUUGCUGCUGAGGGUGCAAGGUUGCAAGAAUACCUGAGGUCAAAGGACAUUGAGCUCAGUGAGUCUAAAGCUCGGGUAGUCUCGCUUGAGGAAGAUCUGAAGAAGGUGCAGGCUGCAGCUAAUGAAUCUCCAAACGAAGCACAUGAUUGCUAUGCCAAUGGUGGCUUUGGCAGUCCGCUGACUGAAGUUCUGAAGAGUGUGCAUGUCGGUGGUGACAUCAAUGGAAGCUGUGGAAGUUCUGACCCAGAGAUUGAACACUUGAGAAUAGCGCUUGAGGUGGCUGAGAUGAGGUACCAUGAGGAGCAAACUCGGAUGACCAUCGAGACAAAGUCAGCCUACGAGAUGUUGGAGAAUGUGAAGUCUGAGUGCACGCGCCAAAUCUGUGAUCUGGAGCUCAAGCUGAAGAGAAAGAAUGAUGAGCUCAUGGCAGCAUUGUCAGGCAAUGUGCAGGACCUUCACAGGUCUGAUGGCUUGAGCGAAAUGCAGCCAGAGCUGGAGGCCAAGCUGAUGAAGUCGAUCACAGACAUCGCCGAGCUCAAGGCAAACCUGAUGGACAAGGAGAACGCGCUGCAGAGCAUGGCGGAGGAGAAUGAGACCCUCAAGUCUGAGGCAGGCAGGAAGGAGGCUCAGGUCCAGCAGAGGUACGAGGCAGCGGUUGCAGAGCUGGAGCUGGCCAAGGCCGCGGAGCAGGACGUCCGGAUGCGGCUUGGGUAUGUGACCGAAGAGGCUGACAAGAGCAGCCGGCGCGCCGCCCGGGCCUCGGAGCAGCUGGAUGCCGCGCAGGUGGCGAGUGUGGAGGCGGAUGCGGAGCUGCGCCGGCUGCGUGUGCAGUCCGACCAGUGGCGCAAGGCCGCUGAGGCUGCCGCCGCUGCCCUCACGGGCAACGCUGGUGGUAACAACGACAACAACCAAGACGGCCGGAUGGUGGGGAGGACGGGGUCGCUGGACCCGGAGUACAACAGCUCGAUCGGCGGGAAGAUGAUGGGAUCGCCGUUCUCGGACGAGGAGUCCCCUAAGCGACGGAACAGCGGCGUGCUGCGGAGGAUGAGCGGGCUGUGGAAGAAGAGCCCCAAGUGAAGAUCCGAGUAGUAGCAACAGCAGCAAGAGACCAAAUGCAAAAUGGCCUGGCUCCAUUUCCUUCCUGUGUAACAACAUGCUCAGUUCACCUGAGGUUGCUGAUGAUGUCAUGAUGAGUAGCAGUUAAAAUCUGUAGCUGAGCUUUUCUUCUAGGGUUGUUGUUAGGCUGAUGCAUGGGUUGCAAUGGUAGUAGAAUGGAUAUAUCUGUUGUGUUAGUUGAGAGAUGAUACCUUGUGAUGUCACCAGAUUCUGGAGCAGCUGCUUUUGCUUUGUUUGGCUGCCUAUGUUGUUGCUAUGUUAAAAACAGACCUUGGAUGUUUAAUCAUUAUGCACCUUCUGUUCUGGGUUC